Molecule: messenger RNA, 2370 nt
Organism: Porites evermanni
Lineage: Eukaryota; Metazoa; Cnidaria; Anthozoa; Scleractinia; Poritidae
Source: the annotation of a GenBank genome assembly
GUGACACAGGGGACUCUAGGGACUCAAGGGACACAGGGAACACAAGGGACACAGGGGACACAAAAGUACAAAAGGGACACAAGGAGACACAAGCAACGCAAGGGACACAAAGGGACACAGGGUACACAAGGGAUACAAGGGACACAAGGGGACACAAGGGAGACAGGAGACUGAGUGCACACAAGGGACACAGGGGACACAAGGGCUCCAUGGGACACACGGGACACAGGAGACACAAGGGACACAGGGGAGUUAUGGGACACGGGAGACUUAUGAGACACAGAAGACACAAGGGACGCAGCCGACACAGGCGACACAGGGGACACAAUGGACAUAAGGGACACAGGGAACACAGGGAACACACGGGUCGCAAUGGACAUAAGUUGACCAAGGCACACACGGGACACAGAAGAAACAAGGGUCACAGGGGACACAAGUAACAAACGUGACCCAGGGGAGACGAUGGACAUAGAGGACACAGGAGAGAGAAGGCACCCAAGGGACACAGGGGUCUCUUGGGGACACAAGGGCACAUGGGACACAAGAGGACAAAAGGGACACAAGGGGACACAGGGGACACAAGGGGACACAGGAGACUCUGGGCACACAGGGGACAGAAAGGACACAGCGGACACAAAGGACACAGGGGACACAGGGAACACAGGGGACACAAAGGGAUAGAAAGGAGAAAAGGAGACAAGAGACGCAGGGGACACGGGGAAACACAAGGGAUUCAGGGGACUCAGGGGACACAAUUGGAAACAAGGGAGACUGGAGACACAGUCAACACAAGGGGACACAGGGGAGAGAAGGAGACACCAGGUACACAGGUGUCACGAGGGACAUAGGGGACAAAACUUGACCUAGGGGACACAAGGGACCCAGGGGACAGAACUGACACACUGAACUAUAGGGACUUAGGGGACACAAAGGAACGCAGGGGACAAGGGAACAUAAGGGACACAGGGGACACAAAGGGACACAGGGGACAGAAAGGUACAAAAGGGACACAAGGGAACACAGGGAACAAAAAGAAACAGAAAGGUACACAGGGGACACAAGGGGUCAUGGGCGACACAAGGGGACAUUGGGGAUACAGGGAUUACAACGGACACAAUAGGGCACAUGGGACACAAGGGUACACAGGAGACACAAGGGACACAAGGGGACACACAAGGGAUACAAGAGACACAAGGGGACAAAAGCAACACGGGAGACUCAUGGCACACAAGAGGGCUCCAUGGGACACUGGAGACACAAGGGACACAGGGGACAAAGGAGACACAAGGAAACAAGGGGACACAUGGGACGCAGGGGACACGAGGGACACAGGGGACACAAGGGACACAGGGUCACUUGGGGACACAAGGGACACAAUGGGACAAAAGGGACACAAGGGCACACAGGAGACACAAGGGAUACAAGGGGACACAAGGGACACAGGAGACUCAGGGCACACAAGGGACACAGGGGAUCCAUGUGACACAAGGGACACAGGAGACACAAGGGACACAGGGGACACAGGGUACAGAAGGGGACACAUGGGACGCAGGUGACACAAUUGGAACAAAGAAACACAAAGGUACACAGGGGAUACAAGGGGACAUAGGAAACAAAAGGGAUACAGGGGACAGAAAGAACAGACGGUCUCCAUGGGACACAGGAGACACAGGGGACACAAGGGGACACAUAGGACGCAGGUGACAUGAGGGACACAGGAGACAAGGGACACAAAGGGACAUAGGGGACACAAGGGACACACGAGAGUCAUGGGACAGAAGGAACACAAGGGACACAUUAGACACAAGGAAGACAGGGGACACAAGGCACACAAGAGGACAUAUGGGACACAGGAGUCACAAGGGAGACAAGGGGACAUAAGAGACACAGGGGACACAGAGGACACAAAGGGACACUGGGGAUACAUGGGACACAGGGGACAUAAUUGAAGACCAGGGACACAGGGGACACAGGAAACUCAAAGGGACACAGGGGACACAAGGGGACACAACGGACAGGGGGGACACAAAGGUACAAAAUGGACACAAGGGGACACAGGGAACACAAAGGGAUACAGGGGACACAAACGUACAGAGGGGACUCAAGAAUACACGCGGGACACAAGGGGUCAUAGGGAACACAAGAGAUACAUGGGACACAAAGGGACACAGAGGACACAAAGGGACAAAGGUGGACACAAGGGGACAAAGGGAAGACAAGAGACACAGGGGAGAGAAAGGGACACAGACGACACAGGGAGGACGAGAGACACAGGGCAGAGAAAGGGACACAGAGGACACAGGGGACACAAAGGGACACAGGGGACACAAGGGGACACAAGGGACACAGGGGGCACAGGAGGCACAGUGA